Molecule: messenger RNA, 1251 nt
Organism: Ogataea haglerorum
Lineage: Eukaryota; Fungi; Ascomycota; Pichiomycetes; Pichiales; Pichiaceae
Exons: 1
Coding region: 1-1251 (416 amino acids)
Biological process (GO): arginine metabolic process
Cellular component (GO): mitochondrial matrix
Molecular function (GO): transaminase activity; pyridoxal phosphate binding; identical protein binding
Source: RefSeq, a predicted model, not a curated record
AUGAGUAAACAAGCAUUCCAGCUUGAAGAAGUCGUCGAAAAUUCUAAGUGUAUGGCCGCGUCUUACCGGGUACCAUCGGUGGUGAUGAUGAAAGGCGAAGGAUCCUAUUUAUGGGACCUCGACAAUAAGAAAUAUAUUGAUUUUUUUGCCGGAAUUGCUGUUAACUCUCUUGGGCAUUGUGACCCAGAAGUGACGCAGAUUAUUCGUGAGCAAGCUGGAGUCCUUUUGCACUCUUCUUUCGCCUGCCCAACAGCAUGGCCAUAUGCCCUUGCUGCCAAAUUAGUCGAAAAAACUAAGGAGUCUGGAGGAAUGUAUAACGCUUCCAAUGUUUUCUUUAGCAAUUCUGGUGCUGAAGCUAACGAAGCGGCGCUGAAGUUUGCGCGCAAAUGGGGCAAAUCAAUUUCUGAAAACAAGUUUGAGAUAAUCUGUUUCAGCACAUCGUUCCAUGGACGGACCUUCGGAGCCUUGAGUGUCACCUCAAAGCUAAAGUAUCAAGAGCCUUUCACACCUUUGGUUCCUGGAGUUAAACAGGCCCAAAUUGGAGACAUCGAGUCUGUUAGAAGGCUUAUUUCGGAAAGGACUUGCGCAGUGAUCAUUGAACCAGUCCAGGGAGAGGGAGGUGUUCGUCCUGUGGAUAUAGAUUUCCUUGUCCAGCUCAAAGGACUAUGCAAAAAAUAUCAAGCUGCUCUGAUUUAUGAUGAGGUCCAAGUAGGUGUGGGACGUUCCGGUACACUUUGGGCUCAUUCCAAGCUUCCAAAAGAGGGUCAUCCAGACAUCUUCACAUCUGCUAAGGCUUUAGCUAACGGUUGUCCUAUUGGCGCGACUAUUAUUUCCCCCGAAAUCAACCAAGUAUUAGAGUCUGCAGACCAUGGCUCCACAUUUGGGGGUAAUCCCAUUUCUGCUCGUGUUGCCUGCCACGUUCUAGACAGAAUUUCCAACAAACAAUUUUUGGAAGAGGUUCAACGGAAGGCAAGUCUCCUACACUCUAAACUUCUUCAGCUGCAGGUUAAAUACCCUGACAUCGUUAAGGACGUAAGAGGUUCUGGAUUGAUGAUGGGAAUGGAGCUCUCCGUUGAGGCCAAACCAGUGAUUGCUAAGGCCAAAGAACUGGGACUUGUGACCACAGUUGUGGGUGAUCACGUUGUCAGGCUUUUGCCAGCACUAAAUAUCCCAGAUGACGUACUUGUGCAAGGUGUGAUUAUCCUUGAAAAUACUCUUGAUGAACUUUUUGGGAACAAUAGAUCAGCUUAA